This is a messenger RNA of Abrus precatorius (Indian licorice), 1230 nucleotides long. RefSeq names its product transcription factor MYB16-like. The transcript has 3 exons. NCBI's taxonomy places the organism in Eukaryota, Viridiplantae, Streptophyta, Magnoliopsida, Fabales, Fabaceae. The coding region runs from base 1 to 1230 and encodes 409 amino acids. The record is from RefSeq and is a predicted model, not a curated record.
AUGGGAAGGUCACCAUGCUGUGAGAAGAAUGGGUUGAAGAAAGGACCAUGGACUCCCGAGGAAGACCAAAAGCUCAUUGCUUUCAUCGAAGAGCAUGGCCAUGGAAGCUGGCGUGCAUUGCCUGCUAAAGCUGGUCUGAGAAGAUGUGGAAAGAGCUGCAGAUUGAGGUGGACUAAUUACCUCCGACCUGAUAUCAAACGAGGAAAGUUCAGCUUGCAAGAAGAGCAAACCAUUAUUCAACUUCACGCUCUUCUGGGAAACAGAUGGUCAGCAAUAGCAUCUCACUUACCCAAAAGAACAGACAACGAAAUAAAGAACUAUUGGAACACUCACCUGAAGAAAAGACUUGACAGAAUGGGCAUAGAUCCCACAACCCACAAGCCUAAACUUGAAUCCCUCAAGGACGGCUCCAAUCUCAGCCACAUGGCUCAAUGGGAGAGCGCUCGGCUUGAAGCCGAAGCCAGACUCGUAAGAGAAUCAAAGUUAAUAUUGCUACAACAAAACAAACCCUCUUCCUUCACACAAACUAGGCUGGUUCUCAACAAAAUCACCCCUCAACCAUCACCACCACCAUGCCUCGACGUACUCAAAGCAUGCCAAAUCAACGACAACAAGAGAACCAUGCACAUGCCCAUACACCAUAGCAUGUAUGCCAUGAUGCUUUCCACUCAUGAUCAUCAUGACCUUGAGUCCCCCACUUCCACGUUGUGCUUCCCCGAGAGUUUGCCAAUUAUGAAUAACGCUAAUGCCGUGCCCAUGAAUGUGAUCUCAACCAACAACAACCCCAUUGGGUUAAUCAAUGAGAAUUAUUAUUUACUCCCUCCAACCACUGUCACUACUUCUUCAGAGGGUGGUGCGAAUGCAAUCAUGACGGAAGCUAAUGAUGGUGGCAGUGAGUAUUUAAUCAAACACACGGCUGAAGCAGAAGAAAAUCAAAAGAGAAAUAGUAUGUACGAUGCAAUGUCAUGUUUACAAGGUGAUGAUGAUGACAUUAUGGUGGCUGUUGAAGCAUUUAGACGUGCGGGUUACGACAAUAAUGUCACUCUCACAACUCUCUCAAGCAAUGUUGUCGUUGGUUUCGACAACGAUAUGUCGGUUUUUGGUUCCUACGAAAACUUUGGAGCAGGGAAUAACUUGGACAAUAUCAAUGGGAGUGGAAGCACUUGCAGCACUGGUGACGUGAACUUCGAGCAUAAGAACUAUUGGAAUAACUUGCUUGGUUAUAAAUGA